AUGAAAACUUUCAUUACAUCUAUUGAAAUACCCAUAGGGUAUCUAACACCAAAAUUCCCAUCACUUUAUUGGCCCAUAUCGAACAAGAAUUAUAGUCUAGCAUUUCUAUAUGAUAUUGUGGAUAUAUGGAAGUUUACUCUAUAUUGGUGUCUCAUAUUCAACGGUGCAUUUUAUGGGGCAACAGGUCUACUAGCAACCAUCACACAUAGGAAUCAACCAAGGAGUAUAAUGAUAUUAGCCAUAUACAUUACAUAUGGUGGUGUUCAAGGAUUUGUAGUAGGGACUGUAAUGGGAUUUUUAAUUGGGGCUGUUUACAACUCCGGUCUUUUCGCCAUGUCAACUUGGAUUCCAAUAUGUUGUGCGAUAACACAAAUCCUAUAUGAAGUGGUUAAGAGUUACUCAACUGUUGGUUCGAUAAUGUAA
Maudiozyma saulgeensis is the source of this 423-nucleotide messenger RNA. Lineage: Eukaryota; Fungi; Ascomycota; Saccharomycetes; Saccharomycetales; Saccharomycetaceae. The record is from the annotation of a GenBank genome assembly.